CCUGCGGAGACCUCAGCCGCGGCGCACGGGCUGCCCCGCCUCUCCCGGAGAAGUCUGCGUCGCCGCCGCUACCGUCGCCCGCAGCCCCAAGCGCCCCGGGGCCCCAGCCCACCGCCUCGCAGACCCGCUGCGGCGGCCACCAGACGCGCCCAGUUGCACGUGGCGGACCCGCCCCCUGUGCCGACUGUGUCCUGCACUCCGCGGGUCCCGGCUCUCCGGUCCUCCGCCCCAGCCCCGGGAGCGCGAUGAGCUUCCUGAGCCGGCAGCAGUCGCCUCCGCCCCAUCGCUCUGGGGCCUCCUGUACUUUGAGACAGAAACUGAUCUUUUCGCCCUGCAGCGACUGUGAGGAGGAGGAGGAGGAAGAAGAGGAGGAGGGCAGCGGCCACAGCACCGGGGAAGACUCCGCUUUUCAGGAGCCCGACUCACCGCUGCCUCCCGCGCGGAGCCCCGUAGAGCCCGGGCCCGAGCGCUGCCGCUCGCCCGGCCCGGCCCCCGGCAGCCCUGGGGAGCUGGAUGAGGACAUGGUGCUGCGGGGUGCCUGCCCCGGUGCGGAUGCGACCGGCGGCGGGGCCGAAGGCGACUCGUGGGAGGAGGAGGGCUUCGGCUCCUCGUCCCCGGUCAAGUCGCCGGCGGCCGCCUACUUCCUGGGCAGCUCGUUCUCGCCGGUGCGCUGCGGCGGCCCGGGCGACGCGUCCCCGCGCAUUUGCGGGGCACGCAGGGUUAGCGAGGGCCCCUGCUCGCCGCUGCCUGACCACCCCGGCACCCCGCCGCACAAGACCUUCCGCAAGCUGCGGCUCUUCGACACGCCGCACACCCCCAAGAGUUUGCUCUCCAAAGCUCGAGGAAUUGAUUCCAGCUCUGUUAAACUCCGAGGUGGUUCUCUAUUCAUGGAUACAGAAAAAUCAGGAAAAAGGGAAUUUGACAUUCGACAGACUCCUCAAGUGAAUAUUAAUCCUUUUACUCCAGAUUCUGUGUUACUUCAUUCCUCAGGACAGUGUCGAAGAAGAAAGAGGACAUAUUGGAAUGAUUCCUGUGGUGAAGACAUGGAAGCCAGUGACUAUGAAUUUGAAGAUGAAACAAGACCUGCUAAAAGAAUUACAAUUACUGAAAGCAAUAUGAAGUCACGGUAUACAACAGAAUUUCAUGAGCUAGAGAAAAUUGGCUCUGGAGAAUUCGGUUCUGUGUUUAAGUGUGUGAAGAGGCUGGAUGGAUGCAUUUAUGCCAUUAAGCGGUCAAAAAAGCCAUUGGCCGGCUCUGUUGAUGAGCAGAACGCUUUGAGAGAAGUAUAUGCUCAUGCAGUGCUUGGACAACAUUCUCAUGUAGUUCGAUAUUUCUCUGCAUGGGCAGAAGAUGAUCAUAUGCUUAUACAGAACGAAUAUUGUAAUGGUGGAAGUUUAGCUGAUGCCAUAAGUAAAAACUACAGAAGCAUGAGUUACUUUACCGAAGCAGAGUUGAAGGAUCUCCUUUUGCAAGUUGGCCGGGGCUUGAGGUAUAUCCAUUCAAUGUCUUUGGUUCACAUGGAUAUAAAGCCUAGUAAUAUUUUCAUAUCUCGAACCUCAAUUCCAAAUGCUGCCUCUGAAGAAGGAGAUGAAGAUGACUGGAUGUCCAACAAAGUUAUAUUUAAAAUAGGUGAUCUUGGGCAUGUAACAAGGAUUUCUAGUCCACAAGUUGAAGAGGGUGAUAGCCGUUUUCUUGCAAAUGAAGUUUUGCAGGAGAACUAUACCCAUCUACCAAAAGCGGAUAUUUUUGCCCUUGCCCUCACAGUGGUAUGUGCUGCUGGUGCUGAACCUCUUCCCAGAAAUGGAGACCAAUGGCAUGAAAUCAGACAGGGUAGAUUACCUCGGAUUCCACAAGUGCUUUCCCAAGAAUUUACAGAGCUGCUAAAAGUUAUGAUUCAUCCAGAUCCAGAGAGAAGACCAUCAGCAAUGGCAUUGGUAAAGCAUUCAGUAUUGCUGUCUGCUUCUAGAAAAAGUGCAGAACAAUUACGAAUAGAAUUAAAUGCUGAAAAGUUCAAAAAUUCACUUUUGCAGAAGGAACUCAAGAAAGCCCAGUUGGCAAAAGCUGCAGCUGAGGAAAGAGCACUCUUCACUGACCGGAUGGCUACUAGGUCCACCACCCAGAGUAAUAGAACAUCUCGACUUAUUGGAAAGAAAAUGAACCGCUCUGUCAGUCUUACCAUAUACUGAACUACUCGUUUCCCACCUCCCCCAAAAAACUGUGACAAGAGGGAAGAUAGGUUGAAAUCACUGCUAGAAUUCAGUUUGCAAUCACUUUCUCAAAAUCGGUGUUAGUAGUUUACCUGUUAGGACUUUUAUUUGUGAAUUACAGUUAAAAGCUGUAUUUUGACCAAUGCUCUAUCAGGCUUUCAUCUAGUCUUACCAGUCAGUCUUCUGUAGGAUGUCGGUCACUGUUGGAUGUUACAUCAGCCUUUCCAGGGUUAACCACUAUGGUGGUCUGCUGCUUAUAGUUUGCUGUUGGGUUGUAAUAAAAGGUGUCCUUCCCUAUAAUGACCUGUAAAAAGGACUCAAGGGCUUUAUUACAAACAUUCUCCCUUUGAAAAGGGAAAUGCUAAGACUCAGUUACUGCUCAGCCUUCAUUGUACCUGUGUGUCAGUCUUAUAUUUCUUUCUUUUUUUGUGUGUGAAUUAUACUUGUAUAUCCAACUGGGAGCACUUUGUAGGCACUGUAUGAACCAUGGAAUGAUAAUUCUGUGGAAGUAUUGCCUUGUGAAUUUGCUGCUAUUUUAGUUUUGUCUUUGCUGUAAAAUUGUAGCAUUAAACAAUCAUCAUUGUUAAUAGGCAUUCUUUUGAAAACAAUUAUGUGAAAUAUAUAGCUGCUCUUGAUGAAAAGCAGCUAUUUGCCUUUCUUUUUCUUUGGACUUUGAAGCUAGUGCAUUGGAGAAGUGCACCUCCCCCCCCCCUUUGGAAUGCUGUAUUAAUGUAGUAUAAUUAUUACUGGUUUUGUAAUUUUUUCUGAUAAUGCCCUUCCCGGACUCUUUUUUUUUUUUAAAAAUGUUUCCUCCUUCCACCCAAGUUUUGUACUUGAUUGUAUUGUUAGUCUGUUUUUAACUGUUGUGCCUUGGUCCUCUUCAAUAUUUGUGUAUAUAAACUAAUCUUGGUGGUACUGUACAUAGCUGUUUGAAAUGCCAGAAUGACUUCUGACUAUUCCAAGCUUUUCACAAAAUAUAUUUUAUCUGUGAUUAGCCAUUUGACUAAUAAUACUGGCUAAUAGAUGUUGGAAGAAAAGAAUUUUUCUAUUGUUUUCCUAUUAAUUUUGGUAUAAGACAUGUUUGCACUUGUCUCUUUGACUUGUGUUUUAUUAACAUUGAUUGGCAUAUUAAAAGUCACUCUGAGCUUAACUGUCUAAA
Molecule: messenger RNA, 3366 nt
Organism: Hipposideros armiger (great roundleaf bat)
Lineage: Eukaryota; Metazoa; Chordata; Mammalia; Chiroptera; Hipposideridae
Gene: WEE1
Product: WEE1 G2 checkpoint kinase
Exons: 11
Coding region: 246-2186 (646 amino acids)
Biological process (GO): protein phosphorylation; mitotic cell cycle
Cellular component (GO): nucleus; cytoplasm
Molecular function (GO): magnesium ion binding; non-membrane spanning protein tyrosine kinase activity; ATP binding
Source: RefSeq, a predicted model, not a curated record